CUUCUUCAAUAAAACCUCUCCGCUGUGCGCGUGCACACCGCCAACAAGUUUACACACUGGACAGAAGAAGCGGCUGAUAAUGGAAAACAUCAGUGAUUAUCUGUGCAAGUAUAAAGGCUAUGUUUUUGCAAGAGGUGAAACCACUGCGGAGUACAUCGACUCUCUUCAACAUUUUGAGAUUCGUGACAGUGACAUUUUUUUGGUGACGUAUCCCAAGUCAGGUACAAUAUGGGCACAGAAUAUCAUCUCUUUAAUAUGCCAGGAUGACUUGAAGGAAACUAAAUAUGCUAACAACCUUGAGUUGAUGCCCUGGUUAGAGUAUCGUGAAGGCAGACCCGACUAUUCCUUACGCCCAUCUCCACGACUUUUCGCUACCCAUCUUACACCCACAUUAAUGCCACCAGGACUUAAAAACAAGAAGGCAAAGAUUGUGUAUGUGAUUAGAAAUCCCAAAGACAAUGCUGCGUCAUAUUUUCACUUUUCCCAUGUCUGGGCCAAGCUUGAGAAACCAAAGAGUUUUGAAGAUUUUCUGCAGCAAUACUUAUCAGGAAAUGUCGGAGGUUCCUCAUGGUUUGACCAUAUCCGAGAGUGGUACAGUAAAAAGGAUCAGUACAACAUCCUUUUCCUGACAUAUGAGGACAUGAUCAUGGAUCUUAGGACAGCAGUGGAGAAAAUCUGCCAUUUCUUUGGAAAAAGUUUGGAUGACACUGCCAUCUCCCAUAUAGUGGAAAAGGCCACUUUCAAAAACAUGAAGCAGGACCCCAAAGCAAACUAUUCGUUUAUACCUCAAGACCUGCUACUUCAGCAACAAUUCAUGCGCAAAGGCACCAUAGGUGAUUGGAAAAACCUUUUCACUGUGGCUCAAAGCGAGAUGUUUGAUCAGAUCUACAAUGAAAGAAUGAAAAACAUCCCCUUAGAUUUUAUCUGGGACUUGGACAGUAAAACAAAUUAAAUUGAAUGUCAGUAAUAUAAUAUUGCCAAUAUAAUAUUUUUUUUUUAAACUGCAGUGCCAACAUUGAAGGAUAACUGAGGUAAUACAAUAAGAAAAUGUGUAAGUUGUGAUGAGACUGACAAAUCAGACUCUGUUCCUGUUGCUCAAUUAUGUUAGUAGGACAAACGUAAAGGGUUCAACUCCCAGGGACCACACUUGCUAAUAAAGGGGUGGUUUCCAGAACACGGAAUAGUUUAAGCCAGGACUAGGCCUUAGUUUAAUUAGGAAAUAUAACUAGU
Molecule: messenger RNA, 1230 nt
Organism: Paramisgurnus dabryanus
Lineage: Eukaryota; Metazoa; Chordata; Actinopteri; Cypriniformes; Cobitidae
Source: RefSeq, a predicted model, not a curated record